Messenger RNA from Sordaria macrospora k-hell, 1707 nucleotides. RefSeq lists its product as uncharacterized. NCBI's taxonomy places the organism in Eukaryota, Fungi, Ascomycota, Sordariomycetes, Sordariales, Sordariaceae. The record is from RefSeq and is a predicted model, not a curated record.
AUGGAGGCGGCCACAAUACAAGGACUCGCUUACUUCCUAGCCGAAGUUGAUGGUUAUGUUCACCCAAUCUGUGCCUAUGUAGUUCUGCUCCUGGAAUUCCCCAUCAUCCUGGGCAAGCCGUGGUUGAAGGCCAUGCGCGCUUACUCUGUACCCCACGAGAAACGGAUGUGGAUGGGCAUCACCAAUCACUGGGUUCCUCAUAUAGGUGGCGAGCAGGUCCCCGACACCCAGUUCAUCAAAGAUAUCAAGUCCGCAAUCCACGUCAUGGCGACCACCUUCGUAGGCCACGUUCGCCGGCUUCGGAAAGAGUUCGGCGGCCGAGCUGCAGAAGAGGCUAUUUUUGCAGUUAGCCUAAGGGACGUUGAGAAAGCUUUAAAACCGAAGAAAAUCUACACUGAGGAACAGCUCCGCGAAAAGAUUCCCGAAAAGUACCAUGAUCUCUUACCCCUCUGGAUAAAAGAGGAAGCGGACAAGGCCAACCCUCAUCGUCCCGGUGUCGACCACAAGAUCGAGCUCAAAAAGGGCCCCGAUGGCAAGGAAUUACCAGUCCCCUUUGGGCCGCUCUACAAUAUGGCCCGCGAAGAGCUUCUAGUCUUGAAGAAAACACUUAAGGAUUUUCUAGACAAAGGGUUCAUCCGCACUAGUAGCUUAGAAGCGGGAGCCCCAGUCUUAGCAGAUCGCUAUCCCCUACUGCUCAUCAGCGAGACGUUCCGUGUCUUGAAAGGAGCCAAGUGGUAUACCAAGGUGGAUGUCGUUCAGGCGUUUCACAAGAUACGCAUGGCUAUGGGAGAGGAAUGGAAAACGGCUUUCAGGACCAGUUACGGGCUUUUUGAGUGGUUUGUGGUCCCCUUCGGGUUAACAGGCGCGCCAGCUACGUUCCAGCGGUAUAUCAACUACAUUUUGCGGGAAUAUUUGGACGACUUCUGCACAGCUUACAUGGGUGAUGUCUUAAUCUAUACCUCAGGCACGAAAGAAGAGCAUGAGGAAAAAGUCCGCUUGGUACUUGAGAAGCUCUUAGACGCAGGCUUGCAUCUGGACCCCGAUAAGUGCGAAUUCGCAGUCAAGAAGGUCAAGUGCUUGGGGUUCAUUGUUCACGCUGGCGUCGGCGUUCAGGCCGACCCCGAGAAGGUCAAGGCGAUCCUAGAAUGGCUUCCUCCUAAUUCGCAAAAGGGGGUGAGAAGCUUCCUCGGGUUCGUUAACUACUACCAGAUGUUCAUACCCCAGUUCUCAAAAUUUGUCGCUCCGCUUACGGCAUUAACCGGGAAGGGAGUCACUUUUGAAUGGACUAAGGAGUGUGAAAGCGCUUUCCAACUGCUGAAAACGCUCUUCACUCGAGCCCCCAUCCUUACGGAGUUUGACCCAGAUCGGAAGACGUUCCUCGAGACGGACUGCAGUGGCUUUGCCUUGGGCGGUGUAAUCUCUCAAGAAGUCGAUGAUUCCGGCAAGCGAGCAGUUGUUGGUUAUCACUCCCGGAAACUCAAUACUGCUGAAUGGAACUACCCUGUUCACGAUAAGGAAAUGCUAGCAAUUAUUAGCUGUCUGGAGCAAUGGUCGGCUGAAUUAAGGAGCUGCGAGUCGUUUAUCAUUCUCACUGACCACCGGAACUUGGAAUACUUUAUGAAGAUGCAGCGGCUCUCGGAACGUCAAGCUCGCUGGGCGGAAUAUCUGUCACGGUUCAAUUUCAGCAUCAAGUACCGCCCGGGGUAA